Messenger RNA from Rhizophagus irregularis DAOM 181602=DAOM 197198, 1578 nucleotides. Lineage: Eukaryota; Fungi; Glomeromycota; Glomeromycetes; Glomerales; Glomeraceae. The record is from RefSeq and is a predicted model, not a curated record.
CUCUGAAAGAAUUCCGUUGAACUAUUUUUCGUUUCUUGCUUUUUUUUUCCUUUGAUAGAAUUCUCUGGACUCUUUUUUCCAUAAAUGGAAAAUCGUGUCGUAGUAUCCAUUGAUUUUGGAACAACAUAUUCUGGAUUUGCAUAUGCACAUAAAAUAGAUAACGAAAUUAUUACGAAUGAUACUUGGCCCGACCAAAUCGGUCCAUUAAAAACAAAUACAGCAUUACAAUAUGAUAAAAAUUUUAAAAAUGUUGUAGAAUGGGGGUUUCCGGCGUUAGCUAAAAACCAAAAAAAAGUAAAGGGAAAAUCAAAAAAUCAGACUGCUUCAAAACCGGUCGAACAUUUUAAAUUACAUUUAUCUAAUAUUCCUGAUAAUGAGAAACCUGUUCUGCCUAAAGGCAUAAAUUAUAAGAAAGCCAUCACUGAUUACUUGAAAUGUAUGGGAGAAUUAAUCAAGGAGACAAUAGCAACCAGAUGGCCGAAUGUAAAGUUCAUGGAACAAGUUUUGAUUAUAUUAACAGUUCCCGCAGUAUUCUCCGAUCAAGCGAAGGCAAUAAUGAGGGAAUGUAUUUAUGAAGCAGGUUUAAUUAACGUAAAAAGUUCUGAAAAAUUACAAUUUAUUACUGAACGUGAGGCAGCUGCUGUAUAUUGCAUGAAAGUGCUAAAGGAGCAUAAUUUAGAUACCGUGGGAAGUAUGGGAACCAACUUCUUAAUUGUUGAUUGCGGAAAUAGCACAGUGGAUUUAACCACAUGGCAGUUAUUGGAAAAUGAUAAAUUGGAAGAAAAAACAAUUAGAGCAAGUGGAUUUUGUGGAGGAGUUUAUGUUGACAAAAGUUUUCUUGCUUUUAUUGCAAGGAAAAUAGGAUCUACGGUUUUGACAUUGCUUGAGGAAAAUCAUUACGGAGAACUACAAUAUAUGGUUAAGGAAUUUUGUAAAAAAGUAAAGUUUUUGUUUACGGGAAAUAAAGAAGAGUAUAAAACUGUCGAAUUGGAUUUAGAAUAUGUUUGUCCAAUUAUAAAACAAUAUGUCACGGGUGAUAAAUUAGAACAAUUGGAAGAAGAUGAAUGGAUCAUAGAACUUAAAUUUGAAGAUGUUAAAAGAAUAUUUGAUCCUGUAGUUAACAAGAUUAUUAAAUUAAUAUGUGAACAACUUAAUAAUAGUGGUCCCAUUUCUGCUAUGUUCUUGGUCGGAGGUUUUAAUGAAUCUAGGUAUUUACAAAAAAGAAUUAGAGAAGAAUUUUCGAGUAAAGUCAAGAACAGUAAUAUUUCCGUACCGUCCCAACCAGUAGUUGCCAGUCUCAGAGGAGCGCUUGAAUAUGGUCUUAAUAUGAAGAAAAUUAAAACCAGAAGGUUACUAAGGUCAAUAUUGAGGAAUCUGUCCUAGUUCAAUAAAUUGGUAUAUAAUUUCUUCAGUAAUUAACCAAUCAAGCAGAAAACAUCUAUUAUGUCUUCUCGUGUAAUAUAAUGCAUGUUAUGCUUUUAUUAGUACAGCAUAUAAGAGACCCCAAAUAACUAUUCGUAUCAUUCGCACAGCUUCAGACUGUGCGUCAUAUAUUGACGGUGUAUCCUUUUCUCGGCG